GUUCAAUUUCUAUGCCAGUCAUUUGGACGUGAUUCAUAUCGACCUACUUAUACGUUGUCGUGCCAAUUCGUCAUGGACACACAUUAUGAAGGAAGGAGCAAAGGCGACCCAGUGCAGAUCACGGAAGAUGAAGCAGCUGUUUAUGACCGUCAGAUACGAUUAUGGGGCCUUGAAGCUCAGCAACGAAUGUGCAAUGCCACCAUCUUGGUUAUCCGACUGCGGGGUACCGCGACAGAAGCAAUCAAAAACAUCGUUUUGGCAGGGAUAGGGAAACUUGUCAUCUACGACUCAGAAGAAGUUAAGGAGGAGGACUUGGGAGCUGGCUUCUUUUUCAGAGAUGAGGAUGUGGGGGAAAAGAGAGUAGAUGCCGCAAAGGCUCGAAUAGAGGCACUGAAUCCACUUGUUACAGUGCAAGCCCUGAGACAUUCAACGCUUCUAGAGCAGGGGUCUUUAGAAGCCCUCAUUAUGAGUGUUGAUUUGGUUUGCAUCAAGAUCAACGACAUCUGCCGGCAGUUUGGGAAGUCGUUCUAUGCUGGUGGUACUUACAUUUGGUUGGCUUGCUCGCAUGAUUACAUUUCUCCGAAAGUGACCGAUCAGGCACACAAAGAAGCACCAAAGAAUGUGAAAGCGACUGCAUCCUACUCACGGCUGUCGACGACUUUGCAGCUUCGGUGGAUAGGUCUGACAAAACGCCAGACAAAGGAACUCAACCCCGCUGUAGUGCAUAUCAUUCUAGGCAAACUUCCAGAUGACAUUGACGCAACCUCUGAGCUAGGGCAGGUAGCCAAUUCUAUCCUCGCUUCGUCAGACGUUAACCGACAAGUUCUGACUUCAGUUCCUCCGGAUUUGAUUGAUGCAAUGAGCACAUCAGCUGUGCAUGAGUUUUCGCCGACAUGCGCAGAUAUUUUGAAAGCUCUCGCCACUCGAGAAGCGCCGAUAGCAAACUUUUUCACGUUCGAUGGAAACACAGGUGGUGGAUCGGUGUGUAGGAUGAGCAUGUAGUUGAUACUGUUGGGCCAUAUACGUGAUGUUUGUUUGAUUAUUUGUGAUCUAUCAUCACCACGGCAAUAUUGUCGACAUGUGGCGUUACAAUUUCAAA
Messenger RNA from Suillus fuscotomentosus, 1099 nucleotides. RefSeq lists its product as uncharacterized. Bases 73 to 1002 code for a protein of 309 amino acids. Gene Ontology annotation, molecular function: SUMO activating enzyme activity. The transcript has 10 exons. Lineage: Eukaryota; Fungi; Basidiomycota; Agaricomycetes; Boletales; Suillaceae. Gene Ontology annotation, biological process: protein sumoylation. Gene Ontology annotation, cellular component: SUMO activating enzyme complex; cytoplasm. The record is from RefSeq and is a predicted model, not a curated record.